CUGGAAAAGCUUAGCAGGUCUGGCAGCAGCUGUGAGGAAAAAGAAAAUCAGAGUUAAUGUUCCUCAGAACAGCGUGGAGUGGAGUCAUAUUGAGGCUCAAACUGAGUAAGAAUGGUCUGUGGAGCUGUGACAAGAAAUGCAAGAACCACAUAUUUCUGUGAGUGCUUGUGUUACAAUUACCACGUGUAUCUAUGUAGCUCCCUGCAUGUACCAAGUGCCUAGAAUCACUUCAUGGAAAUCGAACAUAAGAGAACAUGAACUACAGUCAAAAGGACAACAGCUGCAGAAACGCAGGCUUCCCCCAGGUCCUCCUGCUCUCCCACUACUUGGUAACUUGUUCCAUGUGAAUCUAAAAUCACCCCACAAAUCUCUCAUCAAGCUGAGUGAGCAAUAUGGCCCUGUGUUCACCGUCUGGUUCGGUACCUACCCUGCAGUGGUGCUGUGUGGUUUUGAGACUAUUAAAGAAGCGUUGAUUGAGCGAGGGCAUGACUUUAGCAGUAGGUACCCUAUCCCAGUGCUCCAUAAAGUAUCAGGAGGCCACGGAGUUAUCGCCAGUAAUGGGGAAAGAUGGAAAAAUCUUAGGAGAUUCUCUCUUCGCACCUUCAGGAAUUUUGGAAUGGGGAAAAAAAGCAUUGAAGAGCGGAUUCAGGAAGAAGCACAGUUCCUGGUUAAAACUUUCAGAAAUAAAAAAGAGAGCCCAUUUAGUCCAGAUUUUCUGAUGAGAUGUGCAGCAUCAAAUAUCAUCUGUUCUAUUGUCUUUGGAGAUCGGUUCGAAUAUGGAGAUAAGAAAUUUCUCUCACUACUGGAAAUGAUUGCAGAAAAUGGCCGCAUUUUAAGUAGCCCUUGGGUACAGUUGUACAAUAACUUUCCAAAGAUCAUGGACUUUCUGCCUGGGCCUCACAAAAAGAUCUUCCAAAAUGUAUCAGAUUUGAGUGCAUUUUUGAAUAAAAGUAUUCAAAGUCACAAAGAAAGUUUGCAGAAGGAUUUCUCCAGGGAUUAUAUCGACAGCUUCCUCAUCAAGAUGGAUGAGGAGAAACACAACCUUGAUUCAGAAUUCGAUGACAAGAACUUGUUGAUGACGACAUUGAAUUUAUUCCUGGCUGGAACCGAAACAUCUAGUACAACACUGCGAUGGGCUAUCCAGAUCUUGGCGAAAUAUCCGCACAUUCAGGAGAAAGUUCAUCAAGAGAUUGACGAGGUGAUUGGUUCCUCGCGAUGUCCUGCUAUUGAAGAUCGAGCAAAAAUGCCAUACACAAAUGCUGUCAUACAUGAGGUCCAACGAUAUGUUGACCUUGUUCCCAUGAAUCUUCCACACAUGGCAUCAAAUGAUAUAGAUUUCAGAGGAUAUCUGAUUCCUAAGGGUACAUUUGUGAUUCCUGUACUUUCCUCCGUCCUGAAAUCCACCAGCCAGUGGGAGACACCAAAUUCAUUUAAUCCUAAUCACUUCCUUGAUAAAAAUGGAUGUUUCAAAAAUAGUGAAAGUUUCAUGCCAUUCUCUGCAGGGAAGAGGAAAUGUCUGGGAGAGUCCUUGGCUUGCACGGAAAUCUUCCUUUUUUUGACGACUCUGCUUCAGAACUUUGUCUUCAAACCUGUUAUUGACUGCAAGGAUAUUAACAUCUCAUCGGCUUUCAGUGGAAUCUUGCAGAUACCCCACAUGUACAAGUUUUGUGCUAUUUCUCGUUGUGUGCCAACUUUUCUGAGACGACGCAUGCUCUCAUUUUCUGUAAGGAAGACAAGCAAAGAAACACCGCAGGGUGGCCCAGCGCAGUCUGAACUAACACAGCUUUUAUUGUUCUUCCAGGAACUUUUACUCAUUUCUUCCGCUGUCACCAUGGAUUCAAGCAACCCAGGAACAACAUUGCUUUUAGCUUUGCUAAGUGUCCUGCUUGUUGUAUGGUUUUUUAGAAGCAAACGGCCGCAGUACAGCAGACUUCCUCCAGCUCCUCCUGCCCUCCCGAUUGUCGGCAACUUGUUCCAAAUGGAUAUAAAAGCACCUCACAAAUCUCUCAUCAAGCUGAACGAGCAGUAUGGUCCAGUAUUCACUCUCUGGUUUGGUGGCACCCCUGUAGUGGUGUUGUGUGGCUUUGAGACUCUGAAAGAAGGUUUGAUUGAGAGAGGGUAUGAUUUCAGUGGCAGGUAUCUAUUACCGAUCCUCCAAAAAAUUUCAGCUGGCUAUGGGAUUGGCUUCAGUAAUGGUGAGAGAUGGAAACAACUUCGGAGAUUUUCUCUCAGCACCUUGAAGAACUUUGGAAUGGGAAAAAGAAGCAUUGAAGAGCGGAUUCAAGAAGAAGCACAGUUCUUGGUUACAGCUAUCAGGAACAAACAAGAGAUCCCAUUUAACCCAGAUUUUCUGGUGAGAUGUGCAGUGUCAAACAACAUCUGUUCCAUUGUCUUUGGAGAACGGUUUGAAUAUGAAGAUGAAAGGUUUCUAACAUUGAUGGAAAGAACUGAAGAAAUUAGCCGUGCUUUAAGCAAACCUGGGGUGCAGAUAUACAAUAAUUUCCCAAAGAUCAUGGAUUUCCUGCCUGGGCCUCAUCAAAAGAUAUUCCAAAAUAUAGCAGGCUUGAAAACCUUUGUGAAUCAAAUGAUCCAAAGCCACAGAGAUAGUUUACAGAAAGAUUUCCCCAGGGAUUACAUCGACAGUUUCCUUAACAAGAUGGAUGAGGAGAAACACAACCCCGACUCAGAAUUCACUGAUGAGAAUUUAUUGAUGUCAGUGGUAAAUUUAUUUCUGGCUGGAACUGAAACAACUAGCACAACGCUGCAAUGGGCUAUCCAGAUUCUGGUGAAGUAUCCACAUAUUCAGGAGAAAAUAUAUCAAGAGAUCUGUGAGGUGAUUGGAUCCUGUCGAAGACCUUCUAUUGAAGAUCGAGCAAAAAUGCCUUACACAGAUGCUGUCAUCCAUGAGAUUCAGCGAUACAUUGACCUUGUUCCUAUGAAUCUCCCACGUAUGGCGACAAAAGAUAUAGAAUUCAGAGGAUACCUGAUUCCUAAGGGCACACUUGUGACUACCUUACUUUCCUCAGCACUGAAAGCCACCAGCCAGUGGGAGACUCCAGAAUCCUUUAAUCCAAACCACUUCCUUGAUGAAAAUGGAUGCUUCAAAAAAAGUGAAAGUUUCAUGGCAUUCUCUGCAGGAAAGAGAAUGUGUCUAGGAGCAUCCUUGGCUCGGAUGGAACUCUUUCUUUUUUUGACCACUUUGUUGCAGAACUUUGUCUUUAACUCUGUUAUUGACCACAAGGAUAUUGAUAUAUCACCAGCUACUAGUGGGAUCAUGGUUAUACCCCAUGUGUACGAAUUCUGUGCCAUUUCUCGUUAAAUAAUUUAGUAUCUCAAUAAAUAAUUUUUGCGGGUGAAAUAAGAAAAAAGAAGAUUCCCAAGCCUACCUAUGGAAGCAGUGUAUUUUGAAUUUAUGAAUUUUAAAUGCACCCUAAAUUUCAAUACCCAAAAUCAGUUCCUUGUAAUGGUGCAUAUUAUUUUUAAGCCGCCUGUAUAAUAACAGUAGUUGAGAUGUAGUUUUGUUAUUAUGUUUUAUCAAAUUUCCUUUUGAUUUUUUUCAAUCACAUUUUGAAUUUUGCUCCCAGCACAACUGAAAUCGUAAUUCAUACUUAUUUACAUCUUGAUUUAAUUUCUCUAAUAUUGUUCCCACCUGUAUUUCAUCCUCAGCAUCCUUAAACAUUGAGUCCACAUCUCUAGUACCCUGUAGUUGGCUGGACAGCUGGUUUGCAAUGCAGAGUGACACCAAAAGUGUGGGUCAGUUCCCACACUAGGGCUCUCCUUUUUAACUUCUCCCCUCACCUGAGGCAUGUGACCCUCAGGUUAAACCACUACCAGCUAUCUCCUUCUAAUGAGAGAGCAGCCGUAUGGUCUGAGUGACUUUACCUUUGUUCAAAGUAAAGAGGCUUUAGUCAUACAGAAAUUAAAACUUGCUGCUUUUUUUUCUGGUCAUUUUGUGAAAAAUAAUUUUGCCACCUUUUGAAAUGCCACAAAAUCACCAUCAUAGUAUAUUAUUCAAAAUGAGAGUUGAGUAUUUCAAGGACGAGUCCAUGCUGUCUUUGGUUCUGCUUUCAAAGAUCAUUUGUUUUGAUUGGUAAUUUGUGGCUUUCAUGGAAAAAAAAUGAAAUUGUGGUAUAAAAUAAGCUUGGGUAAGAAUCCUGUACUUCCAUUUAUAUAGAACAUAAUUUUUCUAAUCAGUUACUAUUAACCAUGAAGUUCCUCUAAAUUAUGAAGAAUGAAAAUUUAGAUUCCUCUGGUAUGACCAUCUAGCUGGUCUGUCUAAUUAUCACUUUGGUAUUUAAAAGACUGAAAAUCCUUCACAUUUUUAUGUACUCCAUAUAUAGUACAAGGGAGAAACGUUGAGUUCAUCAAUAGCUUGAGUUACAAAGCCACAUGAUGAUCAGGACUUUUCUGGGUUGUCUGCUAUUUUUUCAUCUUAAGUUUUGCAAGUUUUCUAAGUUGCCACAUACAUUCCCUGAAAUGGAACAAAACAAGCCACAAGGUGACUCAUUUCCUGGCUUGGAGUUUCCCUAUAUUUCUGAUCUGAAAUAUAGUCUGAAGAGCAAUUCCUUUCAACAAUCACAGACUUGCGUUACUGAACUGCUUUGUUGCUUUUUCAAUUGAGUAGUUAAUUCCUCUGAUUAUAAGCAAAGUAAAAGCUUAAUUGUUGUAGUGGAUCUUUAGUAGUGCCUAGCAUUGCUAUUUCUAAAGUGAACUCUGCUCUAAUUCAAUGAAAAUUAAUUUUCUUUCUCCCUUGCUUGCGGACAGCUCUGAGUAUUGAGAUAACAUCGUGUGGAGCUAGAGGAACACAGCAGGCCAAGCAGCAUCAGAACAGCAGGAAAGUUGACGUUUUGAGUUGGGACCCUUCUUCAGAAAAAGAAUCCCGACCUGAAACGUCAACUUUCCUGCUCCUCUGAUGCUGCCUGGCCUGCUGUGUUCCUCCAGCUCCACACUUAUCUUUGACUCUAGCAUCUGCAGUUCUUGCUAUCUCUGAGUAUCAGAUUGCAGUCUUUAUUGCUCCAACUGGAACCUUUCUGCAUUCCACUACCCAGAAAUAACCCUGCUUUACAUUUUUAAGUAUUCUGCUCAUUAUGUGGUUUCUUAAAAACAAACAACCUGAGAAAAGGCAGGCUCCCCACAAGUCUCGUACCCUCUCAAUUCUUAGCAAUAUGUUCCAAAUGGAUAGGAAAGCUUCUCGCAUGUCUCUCUCAUUAAGGUAAGGAAUGCAUCAUUCAUUUUCAUUUGCUAAAUACUGUAGAGGUCUACUUUUCAACAUUUUGCCCUCUUCUCAAAGCUUUGACUCAGCCUGGAGCAUAAACUCAUGGUGUCUGGACGCCCUGGGAAUCUCAUACAAAUCCAGCCUAACAGUUUUAGAAUAGGUUUUUGUAAGUGUCAGUGAUUUACUCAAAGGAGACUCACAGCCAAACCAAAUAUUAUCUUUAAUCAAUAUCAAAACAUGUUUUUGUUUCAGCUAACAUUACUUAAUAACAUUCCUGUCACUAUUCAACUAAGAUUAUCUGAUCUGGACAGUCCAACGAUACAAGUUUGAACCUUUCUAUGUCCCUGUGACCCAGUACAUAGGCUACAGUUACACACUUAGCUUUCAAAGUGCUUUACUUCCCUAAAAGUCUCAAAUGCUGGGGACACUGUUGUCUAUCAUUGGAGUUCUGCAAUGGUUCAAGUUAAUGCUCUGGGGGCAUGGAUUCAAAUACCAACAUGGCAGCUGGUGAAAUUUAAAAUUCAAUUAGUACAUUUGGAGCAUAAAGGUAAAGCUAAUCUCAUUAAUGGUGACCAUUGUGAUGAUGCUUUCACUUUGAGGUUAUUGUGUCCUGUUUUUUUUUUGAAGAGUGGUUGUAAGGCAGAGGCGCUAAACUGUCUGGAAGAAAAUAAAGAAUUUGAGACAUUGGGGUUUUUAAAAAAACUUGGAACAGUGGAAGCAGCCUGGGUGUGGUCAGCUCUUGCAGAUCAGGCUUUCUAGUUUUUGUUUAUUUUUAGUUUUAGUAAGGAGCUGUUUGGAAUCUCAAAAGAGUUGGAAGCUUCAGUGAAUGUCCUGUAGCUGCUAUUUUCUCUGAAUCUUCUCAAUGUUUUUUCCCUCUCUUGGGUUGGAGAACUGAAUGUGAGAAUCUACGUCUGAAUCUGCCUUGUUGCUAAGGGGUGCGUUUACGGGACGUUACUCUAUUCGAACAGUUAAGUAGUAAUGGGUAUUGUAUCUAAUAUUCGGUUAAGUUUUCCAAUUAUUAAGUAAUUCUAAAUUCUUCUUUCUCUUGUCUGGAUUUUAACAAUGGUGUUUAAAUAAAUGUUUUGCUUAGCGUCUAAUAGUCUGACUGGCCGCAUUGCAUCUGGAACACAGCACUUCACAUUUGCCUUAAAGUUAGGGCCUAGGCUACCUUCUUAAAAUAUUUUGAGGGGUUUUAGAAUAGAUUUGUAGCUCAAGAUGUGGAUGUUGUGGUUGGUUGGCUCGCUGAGCUGAUUCAUUGUUCUGCAGACGUUUCAUUACCCUGUUGGGUAAUGAAAUGUCUGCGGAACAACGAACCAGCUUGGCGAGCCAACUAACCACAAUAUUUUGAGGGGGUCUGGUCUGGUCCAUAAUACCAUGGUAAUAAUCAUCAAAUGUUGUAAACAUCUACCUGGUUUACUAAUGUUCUUUAGAGAAAUUUUCUAUCUGUACCUGUUCUGACCUAUGUGACAUACAAGCAUCAUCCGACCGUUUGUGACUUCAAGGAGCCUAAGUAAAGUUCAAGACAGUAGGAGUUGGGGAGAAAAUGUCCCUAGCGCAAAUGGAACUCUUCCUUUUCUUUAACCCUGCUAUCAACCGAAAGGGAAGUAAUAUCUCACUGAUUAUAAGAGGUUUAUUGGUUGUGCCAAAUGAUUGAGUUCUGUGCCAUAUCUUGCCAAAAUAAACUUGGACAUUAAUUCACUGA
Molecule: messenger RNA, 6917 nt
Organism: Rhincodon typus (whale shark)
Lineage: Eukaryota; Metazoa; Chordata; Chondrichthyes; Orectolobiformes; Rhincodontidae
Exons: 21
Coding region: 137-3319 (1060 amino acids)
Biological process (GO): xenobiotic metabolic process
Cellular component (GO): intracellular membrane-bounded organelle; cytoplasm
Molecular function (GO): heme binding; iron ion binding; oxidoreductase activity, acting on paired donors, with incorporation or reduction of molecular oxygen, reduced flavin or flavoprotein as one donor, and incorporation of one atom of oxygen
Source: RefSeq, a predicted model, not a curated record